This is a messenger RNA of Panicum virgatum (switchgrass), 2240 nucleotides long. Its product is annotated as serine/threonine receptor-like kinase NFP. Gene Ontology annotation, molecular function: protein kinase activity; ATP binding. Gene Ontology annotation, biological process: protein phosphorylation. The transcript has a single exon. The record is from RefSeq and is a predicted model, not a curated record. The coding region runs from base 22 to 1908 and encodes 628 amino acids. Lineage: Eukaryota; Viridiplantae; Streptophyta; Magnoliopsida; Poales; Poaceae.
ACCCGUGACACCGAGAGCCAAAUGGAGCCCCGCCAUUUCCGCCGCCCCUUGCUGCCUCUCCUCCUCGCCGUCCUCCUCGGCCUCCGGCGCUCCGGCGCGCUGGGCGACGGCAACUACACCGUCCCCGCGCGCUUCGCCUGCAGAGUCCCGGCGCCGUGCGACACGUACGUCGUGUACCGGACGCAGUCCCCGGGCUACCUGGACCUCGGCAGCAUCUCGGACCUCUUCGACAUGAGCCGGGCGCGGAUCGCCAGCACCAACAACCUGACCUCCGAGGACGCCGUGCUCCUGCCGGACCAGCCGCUGCUCGUGCCCGUCCGCUGCGGCUGCACGGGCGCCUGGUCCUUCGCGAACGUCACGUACCCCAUCCGUCUCGGCGACAUCUUCUACAACCUCGCCGGCGUCUCCUACGAGAACCUCACCGAGUACCACCUCGUCCAACAAAUGAACGCCGAGUUGGAACCCACCAAACAGGAGGUCGGGCAGGAGAUCACGGUGCCGCUCUUCUGCCGGUGCCCGACUCCGGAUGAGCGGCGCCGUGGGGUGCAGAGCCUCAUCACCUACGUGUGGCAACAAGGGGACAGCAUGUCCCAGGUGAGCAAGCUGAUGAACGCUGCCGGGGACGACAUCGCCGAGGCGAACAACGUCACCAGCAGCUUCGCCUCCGUCAUGGGCCCGCCGAUGCUGAUCCCAGUUCGGCAGCCGCCGCAGCUUCCGCCGGUGCUCUACGCUGCUAGUGGAGGCGACAAGUCCAGGUCGCGCCGUCGGGGUAUCACCAUAGGCCUCGCCAUCUCAGGGUCUCUCGUGGCGCUCGCUGCCGUGUGCGUGGCGAUCCUGGCGCACCGGAGGUACCGCAAGAAGGCGUCGGUGCGCCUGGGUGUGAGCCCCAAGCUUUCGUGGCCCAAGAACCAGUUCGGUCUUGAGAGCAGCAAUUCCUUCGCCCACGUGAUCAAAGGGGACAACAAGCUGCUCACCGGCGUGUCGCAGUUCAUCGACAAGCCGAUCCUCUUCGUGGAAGAGGAGAUCAUGGAGGCGACGACGAACUUGGACGAGCGUUGCAGGAUCGGGAGCUCGUACUACCGGGCGAAGCUCGACGGGGAGGUGUUCGCGGUGAAGCCGGCGAAAGGUGACGUGUCGGCGGAGCUGAGGAUGAUGCAGACGGUCAACCACGCCAACCUGAUCAAGCUGGCCGGCGUAUCCAUCGGCGCCGGCGGGGACUACGCCUUCCUGGUGUACGAGUUCUCCGAAAAGGGCUCGCUCGACAAGUGGCUGUUCCAGAAGCCGCCGUCGGCGCUGCCGUCGUCGUCGUGCACCGUGGCGGCGACUCUCUCGUGGGUCCAGAGGCUGAGCAUUGCGCUGGACGUCGCCAACGGCCUGCUCUACAUGCACGAGCACACGCAGCCGAGCAUGGUGCACGGCGACAUCCGGGCGCGGAACAUCCUCCUGACGGCGGAUCUCAGGGCCAAGAUAUCGGGCUUCUCCCUUGCCAGGCCAGCCACGGCCGAAGCCGCCGCGACGAGCUCCGACGUGUUCGCCUUCGGGCUGCUGCUCCUGGAGCUCCUCUCCGGCCGGAGGGCGAUGGAGGCGCGCAUCGGCUCGGAGAUCGGCAUGCUGUGGCGGGAGAUCCGCGCCGUGCUGGAGGCCGGCGACAAGCGGGAGGCGAAGCUGAUGAAGUGGAUGGACCCCGCCCUGGGAAGUGAGUACCAGGUCGACGCGGCUCUCAGCAUGGCCGGCAUGGCGAGGGCCUGCACCGAGGAGGACGCGGCGCGGCGGCCGAAGAUGGCCGAGGCCGUGUUCAGCCUCUCCGUUCUGGCGCAGCCGUUGUCGGUGGGCGACGCGUUCGAGAAGCUGUGGCAGCCCAGCUCGGAGGACAACAUCCGGAUCGCCGGCUCGGUGGCGGCCCGAUAGGAUCAAAGCAGAGCUUCGUUUAACAGAAUUGGUUUUUUGCUAGUUUCCUUGACUUCAACCUCCACUGUAACUAGUUUACUGCUACGUCUCGGAGUAAAUCUGUUUAAAAUGUGUAUCAAUUGUACGAUAGUUUGCUUCAGUUGUACUGUACACUAGUAAUGUUUUUCAUCGCGCACAAAUUCAGCCACUUGUGUUCAAUCUCUCUGUUCUUGGAGCACAUUGUUUUUGUUCAGGAUCCCGGGUUACAGUUUGGAAUCUAGGUGUGAACUACCUUUUUGUCAUCUUCAGUUUGGAAAGUUCAUAAAGAACAACGGAAGCAAUUACCAUUUGCC